This is a messenger RNA of Panicum virgatum (switchgrass), 1294 nucleotides long. RefSeq names its product WAT1-related protein At4g28040-like. NCBI's taxonomy places the organism in Eukaryota, Viridiplantae, Streptophyta, Magnoliopsida, Poales, Poaceae. The record is from RefSeq and is a predicted model, not a curated record. The coding region runs from base 38 to 1153 and encodes 371 amino acids. Gene Ontology annotation, cellular component: plasma membrane. Gene Ontology annotation, molecular function: transmembrane transporter activity. The transcript is spliced from 6 exons.
ACCCCCACCCAUCUCUCGCUGGCAGAUCUCGCCAACCAUGGCCGACGGCGGCGGCGGUCCAUGGCUGCAGUGGUACGGGCCGAGCGCGGGCAUGGUGCUGGUGCAGCUGUUCUCCGCGCUGGUGGACGUGGCGCUCAAGACGGCGGGCAGGCUGGGCAUGCGCCCCAUCGUCUUCGUUACCUACCGCCAGGGGAUCGCCGCCGCCACGCUCCUCCUCGCCUCGCUCGCCGCCAGGGGGUGCACGCUGCGGCCCAUGGCCGUCGGCGCCCGGGCCUUCGCGCUCGUCUUCGCGGUAUCCCUAGCCAGCACGACGGGGCAGUACUUCUACCUGCAGGGGCUGCUCCUGGCCUCGCCGUCCAUGGCCAGGGCCACCACCAACCUCGCCCCCGGCAUCACCUUCGCUAUCGCGGCUGUCAUCGGGUUAGAGAAGGUGGAUAUCAGAAGCUUGAGAAGCGUCGCCAAGGUCGUCGGCACCGCCAUCUGCCUCGCCGGAGCGGUGUUCAUGGCGUUCUUCAAGGGUCCUAAGCUCCUCGGCGUGGUUUUGGUCUCGGCGACCGGUGACUGGGUGAAAGGAGGGAUCUAUCUUGUCGGAAAUGCUGUCUGCGUCUCCAUCUGCUAUAUCCUCCAGGUGCCUAUCUGCAAAUCGUACCUUGAUCCGCUAUCUCUAGCGACCUGGAUGUGCUUCCUAGCGACCUUGCAGUGUGCGGCCAUGGCCUUCUUCCUGGAGCCAAACUACUUGCAAAUUUGGAAGCUCAACUCGUUCUGGGAGUUCCCCUGCAUCUUGUACGGAGGAGUGUUUGGCUCCGGCAUAAACUUUUUCCUCCAAUCCUGGUGCAUAUCUGUGAAAGGCCCCCUUUACAGCGCAAUCUUUACGCCCCUGAGUGCAGUGAUCACAACAAUAUUAUCUACACUCUUCUUGCAUGAAGAACUCCAUAUUGGAAGCAUAUUAGGAGCUAUUACUAUCAUUGUCGGCUUGUAUGUGGUGCUGUGGGGCAAAGCUGAUGACGUGAAGAGAGAGAGUCCGGCAAUCAAUUCUAGUGGUUCGAAAGGGGGAGUAGAUUCAGACUCUAUCGGUGUUAGGGUACAGUCUCAGACCAAUCUUUCUGAACCGUUGUUAUCUGACAAUGGUAAUAGUAGUACUCAUACAUGCUAGUUUUUUUUUCGUUUUUCUUUCUAGCGUAAGGCUAAUUUUAUAUAUUUCACGGAGACACGGGAGAAAUGCGUACCAUUUUUGGAAUUAUAGUAAUAAUUGGGACGUUUCAUGCUAAUAAUGUCAGCUUUCCAAAGGAGUUAA